UCAAUAGAAAGCAGCGUGGUGGAAUGGCAUUGUUACUGAUCCAUUAAUAUUCUGUCAACGUAACUAUUGAGGAUUGAGCAUGUUCUCGGGAGCAGGGACUUGGAGAAGUGUCAAAAAGUACUCGGUUUUGAAAGCAUACUUGUGAGUUUCCUCAGUAUUACUUCGUAGUCAAGGUGUGAAACAGUGACUUAACACCUGCACCUGUACACAUUAACCUUAUCACCAACAGGACAAGACUUGAAUCAUUUGAUGGUUCAGAAAACACAAUGCUUUCACACGACAGUAUCUUCCGAACCUGCGUCAGAGGGAUCUUUAGUUGUCGCUGGAACAGUUCUUCGAAACGAACGGCAUGCUGCGGGUUCCUGUUUUUGUCUUUUGUGUCUAUACUUGCCCUGAGUUGGAUGUAUGUUUGUUAUAUUGCUUUCAAUGACCAGAGUGAUUUAAAUUGGCUUGCCUUUACAAAAAUCAAACAAUGGGUGAACUGGUACAUAAUAGUGAUGAUAAUCUCUGCUGUGAUAGCCACAUACUGCCUUCUUUUACUGAUAUUUGGACUGAUACAUUUUGCAAUCAGAGAACCGUUGGUCUUACACUGGCUGCAUAAGGUCUUUCUGUGUUUAGGUCUCCUCAUAGUCACCCUUGGUACAGCUGGAGUUAGUGUAAAAUGGAAAAAUGAGUGGCAAACGGUUUACAUGUCAUUUCAGGCCACUGCUCCUUUCCUGCAAUUGGGUGCUGUAGGGGCUCUGACUUUGAUCAGCUGGCUUGUCUUUCAGAGUUUUCAUAGAUCUCAAUCAGUUGCUUUCAAGGUCUUUAUAAUGGUAAUCUUCCUGGUAGUGUCGAUUGCUGUGUUUCUGUGUCCUCUUGUUAUCUGUUCUCCAUGCAUCACCAGCAAUCUUUCCCCAAGGCCGGCCCUCGUUGGACACCGUGGUGCUCCUAUGCUGGCCCCAGAGAACACACUGAUGUCUUUCAGGAGGAGUUUACAAUGUGAAGUGGAGGCAUUUGAGACGGAUAUACAGCUUAGUAAAGACAAGAAGACUUUUCUUAUGCAUGACGAUGGUGAAAACUUCCUGUUAAGAACGACUGAUGUGAAAGACAGAUUUAAAGGUCGAGAAAACGGCACGCACAGGGAUUUCACAUGGCCAGAGUUACAGCAGUUAAACGCAGGCAAAUGGUUUAUAGAGACAGAUCCAUUUUGGACGGUUUCAAGGCUCAAAGAAGAGGAGAAGAAUCAAAGUAAAGAGCAAAAGGUGCCCUCUCUCACCGAGCUCUUGGAUAUGGCCAAACAGCAUAAUGUCUCCGUCCUAUUUGAUCUAAAAAAUGAGAACAGCUCAAUAGACUUCCAUGACAGUGAUUCUUAUUACACAGUUAAAACUAUUAAAGACUCGGGCAUCUCACCAGAGAAGAUAUGGUGGCUUCCUUCGGAACAUAGACACAACGUGAGCAAAAUUGAACCAGGUUUCAAACAGGUGUACGAUAAUGUCCGCGAUAUGGAUGCGGAUGGCGGGAGCCUUCUGAAUGUGAAAUAUAGUUCACUGAGUGCUCGUGAAAUACGUGAUCUGCGAGAAAGAAAUGUGUCGGUGAACAUGUGGGUGGUGAAUGAGCGUUGGCUCUUCUCAUUACUGUGGUGCUCUGGGGUCACUUCAGUGACCACCAAUGCCUGCCAUCUCUUCAAAGACAUGCAGCAGCCUGACUGGCAUCUGAGCCCUAAUUGGUACAAGGGGAUCUGGAUCUCGGCUGAUGUGAUAUCUGUGCUGUUGAUGUUUGGAGUUUUUCUUUGGCAAAAGAGAAGAAUGAGGAUUAUCCGCGAAAAACAAAAUGAUAGAGGAGUGCCUCUGCUUGGUUUCUGAAUGAUGUCACCUGGGAUGUGAAUAAAGACAUUUCUGUUUCAACAUUUUAAAAUAUCCUAUAUCACUAACAGAUGUAAAUUACGUUGUAUGUGCCAAAAAUUAACAUGGUGCUUGUGUUUUAAAUGUAUAGUAGUUCACAUACUGUAUGCCAGGUAUUGGUGGGUUUGUUAUUACUUGUUUUUAGAACAGAUUGUGUGAUGCUGCCAUCUUUUGAUAAGUCAGGUCAUUUCAGCACAACUGUUACUUUUGUAUUUAAAUUCCUUGUAUAGAAGACAUUUUAUAUUACGUUUUUAUAACAUCAAUUUUUUACUAAAUUUUUUACUUUGUGUAUAGAUGUAAUAUGGAAUAUAAAUUUCAUUGACUUUUUGUAAUUAAAGGCAUUUAUAAUAAAAUGCAGAAAUUGCGACAGCAGUUGCAUUAUCCAUUGAAAACAUGCAUAUUAGUAAAAAAUACUAAUACUAAACAAAGUGAUUUGCGUCUAAAAACAUCCCAAACUGGUUUUACAGAUUUUACAAAGGACUGAACAUAGUAUUUUGAUGUUAAAAAUCUUGCUUUUUGUAUCUGUUUUGAAUCAUUUGUUUUCUAUUAUGUGACGAAUGUUAAAUAAAGACUUCACAAACACAUCAAUUUAGUGCAAAAAUGUU
This is a messenger RNA of Misgurnus anguillicaudatus (oriental weatherfish), 2488 nucleotides long. It is a transcript of the gene gdpd2, whose product is annotated as glycerophosphodiester phosphodiesterase domain containing 2. Gene Ontology annotation, cellular component: plasma membrane. Lineage: Eukaryota; Metazoa; Chordata; Actinopteri; Cypriniformes; Cobitidae. Gene Ontology annotation, molecular function: glycerophosphodiester phosphodiesterase activity. Gene Ontology annotation, biological process: lipid metabolic process. The record is from RefSeq and is a predicted model, not a curated record.